AUGAUGAAGCAAAAACCAAGAGCCCAAGCCGAUAGAAUCGAUGAUGCAACUUGGAAUCAGCACCGCGAGACCAUCCACCGCCUCUUCAUCCUUGAGAACCGCAAACUCGAAGGACCUGAAGGCGUGAUGGAGGUGAUGUCCAGAGUCCAUAGCUUUCACUGGUCAUCUUCUAGCAAAGCGCAGUAUGAAGCUCGUCUUCGAUCUUGGAAUCUUCGGAAGAAGAUCACAGAACGAGAGUGGGCUGUUGUUCUUUUACACGUACAUACAAGGGCACGGCACGGCAAAAAGACUCUUGUCAUAUUUAACGGCGCGCUUCUGGACGAGGAACGGGUUACGAGAGAAAUCAACCGACGCCUCUCAAGAUACCAUGGGCGUCCGAACAUCUUACAAGACCUUCCCAGGAUACCCCUCGGCUUCAGGUUGGAGUCCCCGCCAAGUUCUCCCGUUCCAUAUGCAGAUAAUGCCAUAUCCGGUCACAAUCCCACAGACUGUGUAGAUCCGGAUCUCCUUCUGGCAAUC
Bipolaris oryzae ATCC 44560 is the source of this 519-nucleotide messenger RNA. RefSeq lists its product as uncharacterized. The record is from RefSeq and is a predicted model, not a curated record. The annotation marks the transcript as partial. NCBI's taxonomy places the organism in Eukaryota, Fungi, Ascomycota, Dothideomycetes, Pleosporales, Pleosporaceae. The transcript has 3 exons.